Molecule: messenger RNA, 1467 nt
Organism: Aspergillus saccharolyticus JOP 1030-1
Lineage: Eukaryota; Fungi; Ascomycota; Eurotiomycetes; Eurotiales; Aspergillaceae
Product: putative homogentisate 1,2-dioxygenase
Exons: 7
Coding region: 1-1467 (488 amino acids)
Biological process (GO): L-phenylalanine catabolic process
Cellular component (GO): cytoplasm
Molecular function (GO): homogentisate 1,2-dioxygenase activity
Source: RefSeq, a predicted model, not a curated record
AUGCCUUCGACAAGCGAGCUAUCAGACCCCAAAGAGUACCAGAAGAUCUUUCACUGGGCAGAGACGCAAAAGGAUGGCACAAUCCCGUCGUUCAACACGAGGCGAAAUGACCCUUAUGAGUAUCAAGCCGGCUUUGGCAACUCGUUCGUGUCGGAGGCUGUCCCUGGCACCAUUCCACAGGGCCAGAACAGCCCCCGUAAUGUGCGCUUCGGUCUGUAUGCGGAGCAGAUCACAGCCAGCGCCUUUAUCGCCCCGCGACACUGCAACAAGAAGGCUUGGCUGUAUCGGGCGCGUCCGGCCGUGGCGCACCAGGGGUUUACCGACCUCCCCGACAACAAAGACACCGAGGCGAACUUCCUCCCGAUGAACCCUCGCGUGCACGUCUCACCCACACAGCUCGCCUGGUUCCCCUUCGACAUCCCCAGUUGCGAGCAGGUGGAUUUUGUCGCGGGCCUCAAGACGGUGGCCGGGUCCGGCGAACCCACGCUCCGCGAAGGACUGGCCACCCACGUCUACGCCGCCAACGCCAGCAUGACCAAGAAGGCCUUUGUGAACUCGGACGGCGAGAUGCUGAUCAUCCCGCAGCAGGGCGCCCUGGACAUCCAGACCGAGUUCGGUCCGUUGUUCGUGCAGCCCGGCGAGAUCGUCGUCAUCCAGCGCGGCAUCCGCUUCCGCGUGGAGCUGCCCGAUGGGCCGUCGCGCGGCUACAUCCUGGAGAUCUGGGGCAGCCAGUUCGAGCUGCCCGAGCUGGGGCCGCUGGGUGCGAACGGGCUGGCCAACGCGCGCGACUUCCUGGUGCCCACGGCCCGGUACGAGAUCAAACAGGAACCGUGGGAGAUUGUGUACAAGCUUGGUGGGAAGUUUUUCCAAAGCACGCAGAACCACAGUCCGUUCGACGUGAUCGCCUGGCAUGGUAACUAUAUCCCGUAUAAAUACGACCUGACUAAAUUCGUCAACGUUGGAUCCAUCUCGGUUGACCACAUCGAUCCGUCCAUCUUCUGUGUCCUCACGGCCAGGUCCCGCGACUUGACAGCUCCGCUGGCGGAUCUGCUUAUUUUCUCCCCCCGGUGGGAUGUCGCAUCUCAUACCUACCGCCCUCCAUACUAUCACCGCAAUGCCGCCUCGGAAUUGAUGGGUCUGAUCUACGGCGACUACGGCGGCCGCUCCGACGCUUUCCAGCCGGGAAGUAUCUCGUUUGAAUGUGGAAUGGUCCCCCAUGGCGUCGCCUACGAAGAAUUCCGCGAGGCCACCGAAUCCGCCCCGCCGGCCAUGCAAAUCUCCCAGGCCUCGAUGGCGUUCAUGUUCGAGUCGAGCCGCCCCUUCACCAUCACCGAGUACGCGUGGGCGAGCGAGAAGAGGCACGAGCAUGAGCCCAAGAUGUGGGAUAAUCUGGUGGAUCAUUUCUCGGAGCAUGCGAGGGAGGUCGAGGAGGCGUUGGCUGCUGCUGCUGCUGCUAGGAAGAGGUGA